AGUUUUUGCAAAUCACAAUUAGAAAGCGUAAUUGAUGUUGAGGGAUGGCGGGGAAGAUAACCAUUAACUACAACUUGACGCAAAAUAAAACAUCCAAAACCUCCAAACUCCGCAAUUUCUCCAGAAUUCUCAAACAUUCAGAGCUAAGACUAGCAAACCCAUCUUUCUCUCUCUAUAAAACAGCAGGUAUUUUUUGAAUUUAUAUAUUGUAAAUUCGAUUCUAAGUUUUCAAUUCUAAUACUCUUGGGGCAAGAAAAUUUGGAAAAUUGAAGUUCUGGGUUCGAAAUGGGAGAGCAAAUCAAGUCAGAAAUUUACCAUGAACGUCAAAGAUUACAGUUUUGCCUCCUUCAUGCGCUCAAUAAUCUCUUUCAGGAGAAAGAUGCAUUUAGCCGGGUAGAUUUGAAUGGAAUUGCUGAAGAACUCAAUUUGGAUGAUCCCACCCCAGUAAAAUGGAACCCAAUUUCUGUUGUCUUUAAGCCUCAUCAUAAUUUGUUUACUGGGAACUAUGAUGUUAAUGUUUUGAUUGCUGCCCUUGAAAGAAGAGGUAAGAAUGUAGUGUGGCAUGAUCGGCGAAAUGGGGCCGGUUCGAUUGCUUCCCUUGAGGGGUCUGAAGAUGGGUUAAUGGGGAUUGUGUUGAAUAUUCCUGUGAGAAGGUAUGGUGGGCUAUUGAAGAACAGACAUUGGCUUACAUUGAGAAAAAUUGGUGGAAUUUGGUAUAAUUUGGAUAGUGAUCUUAAAGCUCCUACCCCGUUCGAGGAUGUAGAUGAUGUUAGGGUAUUUUUGGAUAGUGUCAUUCUUGCUGGUGGUGAAAUUCUGCUUGUUAUGAAUGAUAAUAAAUAGCUAGAUUGACUGCUUGUUUAUCCGUUAAUCAUUCUAAGAUGUUGAACUCUGCACCUUAUGAAUUCAGCUUCGGAAUCUUUGGGAUUUUUGAAGGACGGUAGAUGCUUCCGUUUAUAAUGUUUUUACAUGACUCUUUUCUUUUGAGGGUGGAGCCGUGGAGGAAGGAGGUAAAAGAUGGAUGAUGCUUAUGUGUUAGGGUUUUCUUGGUAGUGAAUGAAAUGUUUAGUUGUGGGUUCAGGACUGAUUUUGAGCUCUUUCGAAGUAGGCGAUAGACUAAAAGCUGAAAACAAACCAUGAUCGUCAUCCUUCUGGUGUCUAUCGCGAGAAAUGGUCUCAGCAGUUUGCAGUGGUACAGUUCUAUUCUUGCCGUGCUGGACUGCUGGUCAGUGCUUUAUACUCCUUUCUUCACUGUGAAUAGUUGGUUUACUCCAUUUUGUAUAAUGAAUACAAAUGCAAGUUGUUGUAUACUUUCCCUUGAGUUCAUGUGUUUUCUAUCGUUUUUUUUUGUCAUAGACUGUGAAUGGUGAAAAGUAUAAGAUUUCAUGAUUGUGCAAAAA
Messenger RNA from Spinacia oleracea (spinach), 1397 nucleotides. RefSeq names its product josephin-like protein. The record is from RefSeq and is a predicted model, not a curated record. The transcript is spliced from 2 exons. NCBI's taxonomy places the organism in Eukaryota, Viridiplantae, Streptophyta, Magnoliopsida, Caryophyllales, Amaranthaceae. Gene Ontology annotation, molecular function: cysteine-type deubiquitinase activity. Gene Ontology annotation, biological process: protein deubiquitination. The coding region runs from base 286 to 840 and encodes 184 amino acids.